This is a messenger RNA of Belonocnema kinseyi, 1020 nucleotides long. RefSeq names its product tissue factor pathway inhibitor-like. Bases 183 to 596 code for a protein of 137 amino acids. Lineage: Eukaryota; Metazoa; Arthropoda; Insecta; Hymenoptera; Cynipidae. The transcript is spliced from 4 exons. The record is from RefSeq and is a predicted model, not a curated record. Gene Ontology annotation, molecular function: serine-type endopeptidase inhibitor activity.
ACGUGCUGCCACAUAAUAGACAUAUUAUAAAAGAGUGAGGUUGUGAUCUUGUCCAGAAAAAAUAUUGUCGAUACAAAAAAGUAUACCUAUAUGAGAAACUUAUAACUGUUAGAAAUUCAUUUAGAAUCAUUUACCCUUGAUCGAUUUAAAAAGUAUUUUCAAUAAGAAACUUAUCUGGAAAAAUGGUUUCCAAAAUAUGCUCCGCUUUUAUAUUUAUUUUUGCUUUUCUCGAUCAAGAAAUGUGGAGUUCUGCACAAUCUGUGACUAAUGUUUGCUCGGAAUCAAUUGAAACUGGUCAGUGUAAAGCAGCCUUUAAACGUUAUGCUUAUAGUUCAACGGAUAAUCGAUGUGUAAGCUUUGUCUACGGUGGUUGUGGAGCAAACGGAAAUAAUUUCGAAAAUAGGAAUAAAUGUUUAUCAGCUUGUAAGCCAGAUUGUAUCCAACCUCUACAAGUAGAUAAAUGCAGCAGAGCAUCUAAAAUAAGAUAUGGAUAUAAUCCUCAAGAAGAAAAAUGUGUCGAAUUUGCUUACGGAGGAUCUGAACAAAACCCAAACAAUUUUGAAACAAUUGAGAAAUGCCGAGCGCAAUGUGAAUAAGUAUCCAAUGAAUUGCAAUCAAGAGCCAGUUUUUAUGUAUAGAAAAUUUAUUUUUGGCAUACAUGCAUUCAUGUGAAUAAUUCAAAUAUGGUACUGGUAGGAAUUUCUUAUCCAUAAAAAGGACAAUUUAUGUAAAACAAACAUCUAGAGCAAUUUGGAUUCAAGUGUAUUACUUUAAGCAUUCGAAUAAAUAUUAUAAAUUGCAUUCUUAAUUUCUGAUUCACUUAGUUCUUAAUAAUGAAUCUUUUUUAUAUAAAGUUUAUUGUUGAAAAAUAGUAAUAGGGAAGUUUACCUUUCACCAGAGAGCGCGAUCUGUUCGGGUCCGAGUUCUAAAUCUAAAUUUAAUAAAUAAGAAAUUUCUUUUUCAUACAAAUUAUUAAUAAAAGCUUAUAGUUCAUUAAAAAAAUAUAUUAAAAGAGUAAGU